AUGUACGUCGCCGUCGUCUACUCGAGCUGGGAGGUCCACCACUGUACAAAUUCAUGUACACUACACACCUGCAUCUAUCUUAUCGCCACGUUUAUCUUGAUUAAACUAUUUGCGAUCGUCCGUUCGUGCAGACAACACGAAAUGGGUACAGAGAAGGUCCCGUUUGGCAUUGUGCGCUUCCAGUGUCAGUAUCAAAAAAGCAUCGCGAGUAUGAGCAGCCGCCACGGCGAGUGGCAGCGCGUGCAGGACGCGCAGGGGCGCUACUUCUACGUGAAUCAUGCCACAAGAGAGACGUCAUGGCACCUGCCGAGCGCUGAACCGCUCCCGCCGGGCUGGGAGGAGCUCAUCGAUGGCCAAGGGCGCCUUUAUUUUGUUGAUCACAACACGCGCACCACCACGUGGAUGGACCCCCGCGUGGCUGCCGCCCGACGCCGUACGCGCGGCCAGUCGGUGCUGUCGUCGCGCCCUCCCUCAAGGAGUAAUAUUCCUCCCAUGGACAAUGCUAGAGGACGCUCGCCGACGUACGAGGAUCCGCGGCACGCGUCCGUCGGCAGCGCCGGUUCCCGUUCGGACGCCGGUAGCAACGGCUUUGUUCGUAGCCGCAAGAGUAGUGGAGCCAAUUUGUCAGCGGGCUCUCCGUCGUCGUCGGGCGCUCGCAGGGACUCGGCCGACCAAACGAUCCGGAUGAACACGUCCACGUUGCUGGAGAGAUACAGGGAUGAGACCAAUUUGGGAGAUACAGCGGUGAUGCAGACCACGGAGUCGACAGCGCUGCCUGCUGAUGCAGAGGAGUGGUUUACAGCCCACUCGGAGGACCUGUCAAGACGCUCCAGCGGAGAGAAGAAGGAACCAGAGCUGGAACAGGUGACGGAUUCGAAGGAGGAGACGCCGUCUGCGGGCGUACAGGAAGAGGAGACCGCUGCAUUGUCCUCUUUAGUGGAGGAAGAGAAGGAUCUGGCCAAGAGCGGCCAGCAGCAGCAACAAGAGCAGCGCGUAUCGGGCGUGCGAGGCAGCAGCUUCAACACGGGCGACGUCCAGAUGGUGCUGCGACGUUAUUUCGCGCCGAACUUCGUGCGCGAUGAUGACUCACCGGCAUGUCGGCAAUGCGGCAUGCGGUUCGGCACCUUUCGACGCCGUCAUCACUGUCGUCUUUGCGGCAACGUGUACUGCGCUGACUGUACGACGAAUAAGGUUAAGCUGCCGAUUGAGGCUCCUUCGUACGACAAGGAACAGCCGGUAUGCACGCGCUGCUUCCGCAACGUGCAAGCGGGCGACUUCUUUAGUAUUGUGGGGCUGCGUCACAAACUGGAGGAUCCGUCGUCUACCGUCGAUGACCGGGUAGAGCAGAUCAUGCAACUCUCUAUGACUUUAUCGGCGGGACGGCCGGAGACAGACGGGAACAUGGGACUGCAUCGCGUCGCGCAGUUAAACGACGUGGAAGCAGCUGGAGGUGUUGCGUCCUUCUGCCAAUUGCUGACUACUGACGUGGAGCCGUUGCAACAAGCUGCACUAGAGAUGCUGGCGAACUUGAUUGAGCUGGAGAACAGCGCCGGUAAUGAACUCUCGGCUGGUGAGGCUUUCGCGAACUCAGGCGCAUGUGCCCAAUUGGUAAAAGUUAUGGGGAACCGCGUGAUGGAGCAGCAGUUAGGCCGUAGCGUCCGCCCGGAGGUGGAGCGCAUGGCUCUUCGUCUUGUUUACCACAUUUGCCAGUCUACGACGUGCCAGAACGCACUACGUAAGGCUGGUGGAGGCACUCGUUUGCUGGAGUUGCUGUCUGUGGACUCACCGUCGUCGCUGGAGAUGCGCGUGGAAGCCGCGCGUUGUCUGAAGCGUUUUGUGCAGAAGAAUGGAGAGAACAUCACUGAGAUGACGCAGAACAAGGGCGUAGCGUUGCUGUGUACGCUACUGGGAGACUUUAUCGAGCUGCGCGCUGGUAGCAACCUGGGCAAUAGCGGCGUUGAAGCAACUCGAGAUGAGUCGCAUGAAGUGGCGAUGGAAGCCAUUCUGAGCACGAUCUGCGAAUGUAUCCACUUUGCAGACAAUGGCGCGUCACAGGUGCAACGUGGCGUGCAGCAGAUUCCUGCGGACAGUAUCCACUCGUUCGUGACGGUCCUGCAAAAGGGGGAUCGCGUUAACCGCAUGUUGGCGUCCCAGGUGCUAAUUCAGGUGUCGAAGGAGCCUUCUCUCAUUACGAUCUUGGCCAAGGAGCAGGAGUUUAUCAAGGAAAUCAUGUGGAUGCUCGACAGUGACGAAGACUACACGGUGGCCUCGGAGAUUCUAUGUGGACUCUGCUCGACGAUGCCCAAGCAGUCUCUGAGCGAUACUGUCCCUGGAGAAAAUGUUGAUGACGCCCACGAGCAGGUUCUGAAGGUCAUUUAUGACUUGGAAGUGUUUGAUCUGGUGCUCAAGAAGCUGAACGCGUGCGUUGUGGGCGAGAAACAACUCGUGGGGGAGAUCACGUUUCAGCGGAACCUGCUGGGAAUUACCAUGAGCUACAGCGCCGAGUCUGCGGCCUACGUGGAUUACAUCUGCUCACGCAAUUGUGUGCCCACUCUGUCUGCAUUCUUGCUGUCCCGCAAGGAGCGUUUGAUCCCACUGUGUGCGCAGACUUUGAUGAACCUCUGCGAGUUCAACCCCAGCAUCUUCGACGAGCUGUACGACCGCAACGUCUCAGACUUCUUCCAUCGUCUACUGCAGACACCUCCCGAUGAGAACAGACUCUCAGCUCUGCGCUACUUCCGCGCCCUGGUUGACAACAAGCGGCCAUUCUCUGUUGGUGUACUGGACACACUGUUCCUGAUGGCGUCUGGACGAGACGAGGUGCUGAAGGCCGGCAGUUUGGAUGUCCUUGCUCAUUUGAGCGGUGUCAAGUCCAUUGGAGCUGUGCUCGAGCCAUUGGAGGAACCCCCGACGCCGGAGAUUGGUGAAAUGGUGCAGAAACUGCAGGAACGCGUUGUUGGCGUGGCAUACUUCCCUGUUCUGAUGACUAUCGCGUGCUCUUCAGGCGAUACGGAUAUGCGUAGUAACGCCAUCAAAUGCCUAAGCUGUGCGGUUGGAGGCGGAGAGGAACUCGUUGCUCGAAUGCUCGACCAAGAGAUGCUGCGUGCCUUCUGGAUGGGAUUGCGGCGAUGGAUGGACGUGCCUGCAGACGAACUCACACCCGUGGAGAUGCAGCUCAAUAAGGCUUUGUUGCAGCUCUUAUACUUGGUGCUGAAGAUGGCGUCGUCACGAAUCGCGUCCAUGGGCGAGGACCAAGUGACGAACCUCGUGACUGUCGUGACUGAAUUCAUUGUCUCGCAGCCCAGUCGACUGGUCAUGGGCAUCCGUAUCAUCCGUCUUCUCAUCGCGCAUGCAGCUUGGAAGGACUCGUUUGUUGCGUUGUAUGCUGUGGAGUCGACCUCGACCGGUCUUAAGUUCUUGCAAGCUCUCAUGAACGGCAUUGAACAGUCCAGUGUGACGGCGAAAGAAGACAGCGAAAACACAGUGUUUGACGAUUCCGUCGCUGUUCUAAAGGAGCUCAUUAAGGACCCGCAACAAUUCGAAGAAGACGACGAACAAGGUGGUGUUGCAAUGGCAAAUGAUGCGAUCGUCAACCUGAUUAUCAGCGCCGGUGUUCACAUUUCGCUGCUUGAGCUGCUACGGGACAAUGCCGUGAGAGAAAGCAUCAGAAAGACGCAAGCUUCGGUUGACUCGGAGGCGGACGAGAAGAGCGAAGAGAGUCACGAGUACGUCGUGACCCGAGCGCUUGAGCUUCUGGAUCUUCUGGCACGUUCGCGUCGAAUUCGGUUGCUCAUUCUCGAGGCUGGUACAGCGCUGGACGCCUUAGUGACUGCGUACGAAGGUACGACGGACGACUACGCAGAGUCGUCUCCCGCACGCCAACUCAUUGCUCAGGAUCUGGGACGAAUCCUUAUCCACUUGUCCAGUGACCCGUUGGAGUUCCGCAAGACAUUGUACGACCACCGUGGGGUUCUGCCGAGUGCAAUCUUGGGCAACAUUCUAUCUCCCGUUGCUGAAGUCGCUGAGACUGCAGAGGAGAUCGUGCUGAACCUCGUCGAGUCGGACUUCGCUACUUGUCCGUUGUGGGUGGAUCUGAUUGAGAGCGCCAAUGUGCGUCUGGUGUUCCGUGUCGUGGUGGUAGCCAAGCGACCAUCAGUGAAGGUCACGGCAGCUCGCAAGUUGAUUGAUAUCGUCUUCUCCCACCCGAAUAUUCUCGACGAUGAAGAGGAUGGCUUAUCACCCGAAGAAAAGAGCACGUUGGUGUCCAUGUUGAUCGAUUUCUUCGUCGAUUUCGACCCGCGAACAUCUGUGGUGGGUGUUCUCGCUCUGACGCUUCUGCUCAAGAACGGCCAAACACUUAAUGAAGAGCAGAUGGAGAAGAUUGCUGUGGACGGCGCUGUGUCGCUGGUUUACUGGAUGCAGAAGGGCACUGAGCGUCACCAAGAGAACGCAGUGAAAAUCUUACACGACGGCGUGAAGGAUCCCGCUAUUCUGCAGAAAUUUUACGAGCAGCUACAAGCGCCUUCGGUUCAACGUGAGACCGCGUUCUUGUUGGAGUUGGGACAGCAACUGCUUGACGUUGAGAUCAAGUCGAACCCUGAGGGAUUGUUCAAGCGAUGCAAAUUGCUACAAGGUCUUCUUGAAGUGACUGAUUACGACUCACUGCCGAGUGACUGCAUGGAAAUCGUUGAGGAGGUGAGUGCGUAUUUACUGGAGUUGACAGAGGAGAAGGGCAACGAAACCGAGCAUAAAGAUGAAGACGCCGACGAGAAGAAGACCCGGGAGAAAUUCUUGCUUGUCAUCACCAAUUUCCUGGCCGUAUUGGUGUCAUCCAGUACCUUCCACUCGACGCUAGUGCAUCAGGAUGCGAUCGAGAAGCUGGCGUUUGUGCUCAACGAGCAGAAGAAGGCGACAGAGUCGUCCGCGCUGGUGGUUGAUAAGACGCGUCGUCUACUGAAGCAGCUGUGCGUACACGAAGUUCCUCGACUUGUUGCAUGUAAUGGCGUCGAGAUUCUACUAGAAACUGUGAUGAAACAUGACGAGGAUAGUGAAGAAGGCUCAGAACGCGUGGCUGAGAUGCUGGAGACCUUCAAUUCUGUCGUGGAGUGUGGCUCAGCUGGUAAAUCUGCUCUGAUGGACACUGAAGGCUUCCUAUCAAGCUUAUCGAGAGGCUUUAAGACGGUCUGUGGUGACCUAAGUGAGGAUCAAGAAGUUUUGACUGCAAAGCUUCUUGGAACUGAUUUCGACGGCCGAAGCACCAACAUGGAGGUGGCGUGUGGGCUCUGUCUGUUAGUGUUUCUACUCGCCCGUGGCGGUGCGUACCGUGAGCGAGUGUUUAAGGACACUGAGCUUAUGCAGCAUAUUGUGACGAUGAUGGCGUGGUUCCCGUCCAUCUUUUCCACUAGCGACAAGGUCGUGACGCCGGAGCUUAAGGCGAAGUUCGGUUUAAUAUUCGCGUCUGGACUUCCCUUCUUGGAAGCUGCGCUAGUGUCAGCAGAAGGAUCAAUGCUGGACUCUGACGACAAGGAGCUGUUCUUCAGGAAAACUAUGAGCGUGUACACGAAGACGCUGACGACAUUUGCAAAUGGCCACGAAUCUUCGGAUCUCUUUCUUGCUUCAUGUGAAGGACUGAAGAGCUUGUUCCACAGCGACAGUGCCGUGUCUGUACUGGCUGAUGACGGUCAGAAGGAGCUCGAAAUUCUGCUGAAAGAACAGGUUUUCCGGUCUCUGAAGGCAACAAUCUAUUCGAUGGGGUGUGUCGUGGCGUUGUUGGAGAUUGCAGUUGCUGUGGUUCCUGCUCGACCUGUGACGCCAGACGAGGAGAAGGAACCAGCACGUAGCUCGUGGCUUGUCGCUGGAGUGCUCCACGCACUCUUUAACUUCGAAGCCUUCGGAGACGACCUGGAUGUGUCCGUGUUGUUCACUUUACUACGACGAUUCUGCUCAUCUGCAAUGAUCCGCAACUCGUUGUACGAACACGUUGACUAUGAUAGACUCGUGGAGAUUUUGGUGGCUUUCGCGCAAGAUUCCAAGUGGCGACGAUGGCGCAAAUACGCACUGAGCGUGUUGCUGUUACUGGGAGAAGAUGGUGCGCUGGAACAAGUGAGUCAUGACAGAGGAACGAUGCCCAUGUUGCAAGCAUCCACGACCAGUUCGUUCCGUGACCGGGACAGUGAACAAUCCACGUGUGCGACGCGUUGUUUCCACUGCCGUCAAGUGGUGCAUGCUCCUGUUCAAGUCAAUCUAUGCGUCAUGCCGUGUCCUUACUGCCAGAAGUCGAUCGCCGUCGCGUCCGAUAACGCUUCGACAGCAGUCGACACGCUUCCGUCCGUCGUGGAGCACAACGGCAGCAUCACUCUGGAUAACGGAGCACAGUCCAAGAUCUCCUCGGACGGGUCUGACUUUGUUUGUGUCAACUGUAGCAAUGUGCUCGAACUUCCCGAUGGCCUCGGUCCUUCGGAGAUCGUGUGUCCUCACUGUCUCCAGCUCGCCUCUGUGAAGAAGACAAGCCAGUCGGUGAUGCCAGCGUUCAGCAGCGAGAAGAAAAGAUCGUCCGCGUCGUCCGUGCGCUCAGUAGAAUCAGGAGCGAGUUUGCCCAAGGACCCGUCCAUGUCGGGCAUCGAUGUGCGGGACACCAAGGUGGUGAGCUGUGGUCACUGCGGCAAGCACCUGAUCGUGAAGAACGGCGCGUCUGCAGUCAAGUGUCCGUCGUGUCACGGAGUCUCUAAGCUGUCCACGACGACGACCCAAGAAAUGAUGCGAUGCAAGAAUUGCAACACGCUGCUGAGCCUGCCCGCCGGGGCCAGAGCGUACAAGUGUAUGAAGUGCCUGCAGACGACGCGACUAUCCUAG
This is a messenger RNA of Phytophthora nicotianae INRA-310, 6852 nucleotides long. RefSeq lists its product as hypothetical. Bases 1 to 6852 code for a protein of 2283 amino acids. The transcript is spliced from 2 exons. NCBI's taxonomy places the organism in Eukaryota, Oomycota, Peronosporomycetes, Peronosporales, Peronosporaceae. Gene Ontology annotation, molecular function: protein binding; metal ion binding. The record is from RefSeq and is a predicted model, not a curated record.